AUGCUUUGUGAAACAUUAUUCAAGAGUCUUUAUAAGCAUAAUAAUUCUGUAAGGCAGUAGAUCAUAUCCCCAGGGCUGUAAUCUCAGGUAGUGCCAGAGGUUGACAAAUAUUCUGUGUUUAAAGUGAAUCUUUUAUCCUGCCACUCACCACCAUAAGGCAUGGUUCCUCAUUUUAUUUACUGAGCUGAAUCAUUCUGGAUCUGUGAGGAAGAGUGGAGAGCUGAAAUGAAGCUUGUUUGUUUUUUACUUUUCUGGUUCACAAAUGGUAUAAAUCCAACAAAAGGACAAGUACAUCUGGAGUUGACUGGAGAAAUGCUUCUUAGAUUUGUGUUUCAACCAAAUUACAAUUACUUAGAGAAGUCCUGUUGUAAGUUUACUAGCAAUGGGUGUAUCAUUUUUGUUACUAGCAACGGAUACGUACACAAUGCUUACAAAGGAAGAAUAGAAACCUUUGUAUACUCUGGAACGUUUGAUGUACGAAUCUGGAAUCUGCGUGCAAAGGAUACUGGGAUGUACAGAUGUGAAAUCCGUGGGGCACAAAAAUACCAGUAUUUUCAAGUUGUAUCUGAGAGUAAGACUGAACUGAACCCAAUACUAGCUUUUCCAAAAACGACUAUCUCACCAGUCAGUUCAGCACACAACCUCUUCGAGAAUCACCAAGAGAUAUCUAGUGCUAAAUGGAGCUUGAAAUUCACACUGGGAACCAUUUUUGGUGUCUUGGUUAUCAUUCUCAUUAUGUCCAUCUCACUGACCGUGGUCUACAUUAAAAAGAAAUCAAGAGAUAAAUGUGGUAGAAGCUUCCCUAUUGCGCCCAACAUCAUACAACAGCUUCCUCAGGAGCUCAUCUACACCACAGUGGAUUUCAAGCUCCAUCAAAAAACAUCCAACAUAUAUGCCAACCUGGACAUCCAAGCAUCAGGACCUGGUUCAGGCAAUGCGCUGAAAGCACAGGACACUGUAGAGUAUGCUACAAUAGCAGGGGUUUUAUGAUUAAUCAAAAUAAUCAUGAUAUCUGAUUGUUUUUAUUAGAGUAGUUUACUGGACUUAUUUUUGCCACUGAAAUAUUACAGUAUUCAAAUAUUACAUAGGCUGCAAUGGCCUAUUAGUGUAGAUUUUUUUUUAAAAGAACCCUGUGCUUUAAUACUUGUCACAUGCUUCAGUUGAUGAGAUUAUAUUAGUCAUGAGGAAAAUCUGACUUUCUGUAAAAGGUUACAUGAUACAAAUUGGAACCUAGAAAUAGUCUUGAAAAUUAAAUAUUCAAAAUAUUGAACAUAUAUUUUCUUUUUUUUAAAUGUUUCAAAAUUCUUCUGAUUUUCUUCAAUUUUAAAUGAAAAAUCCAAGAAUAACAGACUUUUGAACCCCACAGUAUAUGAACAAGAAGGAUAAUGUUGAUAUCAGAAAAAAGGCACCUGAUAUGAUACUUAUGUGUUGAUCCAGUAUUGUCAAUUUGCCUUUAAUGUCUUUCGCAGUAACACAAACAAUUGGAUUUCUGAUGAUAAUAUGUUUAUUUUCUUGCACAUUUUAGUUGCUCUCUUGCAGGUUUUAACAUUUAACUUGCAAAAGACACAAAUAAAAGUUUAUUAUUUCA
This is a messenger RNA of Tachysurus fulvidraco (yellow catfish), 1588 nucleotides long. RefSeq lists its product as uncharacterized. The transcript has 6 exons. The record is from RefSeq and is a predicted model, not a curated record. The coding region runs from base 226 to 990 and encodes 254 amino acids. NCBI's taxonomy places the organism in Eukaryota, Metazoa, Chordata, Actinopteri, Siluriformes, Bagridae.